Cyprinus carpio (common carp) is the source of this 1724-nucleotide messenger RNA. RefSeq lists its product as uncharacterized. The coding region runs from base 760 to 1395 and encodes 211 amino acids. The record is from RefSeq and is a predicted model, not a curated record. The transcript is spliced from 2 exons. Lineage: Eukaryota; Metazoa; Chordata; Actinopteri; Cypriniformes; Cyprinidae.
GCUGAAGUGCAAAACCCCUGCCACUUCAGCCAAACAGUUCACCCAGACAGACUGUCAGGUCACCGAGGUCAUGAGAAAAUCUCACAGCCAGCCAUGAGAAUAUGGCCUUGAGCCUCACACCAGACCUGCCUUCACAAGCAAGUGCAUGAGCUUCCCUAUGAGACAUCGCAACCCCCUUGAGAAGCCCUGUCAAGUGCGAGAACCUUCUGCCAAGAGCUUACCAGACAUUUACUCUUGUGAAUAUAUAAGACUGCAGUCCCAGCAUAUACAAAAAGGGGCGCUGUUCAGCUCAACAGACAGUGUGGCCAAACCCUCAACCACACACCUUCAAGGGAAUGGAGGGAACCCAGCCCCACUUUGAGCAACACCCCCUUUUCUGAAGAGACAACUGCCAAUGCUAAAGCUGCUCUUCACAAGAGACAAUGAUGCAUAGCUAAAGCUAACUAUGUGGACUGACUCAAGACCACCUAACAUCAAACUCAAAUGCCAUCUGCAUUCUUUGCCAUGCCUGAUUUACCCUCAUCCCAAGGAGUUUCAUCUGACAGCUGGAUACAUGAACUAAUGCCUUGGUGUUGGUCUAGAACUAAAGGUAGUGCCCACUUCAGCAAAACACUGCUCCCACCAGAGCACAAACUACUCAGAUGACAAAAAGAGCCUGCUCUGCACUUCCUGAACCAUCCACCGAUUCUCCAGUCACAACGGAACCUGGAAAGUGAUCACAGAGAUGUGCCUCCAAACUUUAAUGGCCCUCAACAACCAAUGCAUCCAUACAGAGGACCUGAUCGCCUUCAAAUCGCAUCGACUCACGAGAAGUACAUCAGAAAACUCCUGAUUUACAGACUCAAAGAUAUUGUCAAUGUUGGAUUUUGGCAAGGAAACACUCACAUCGGGAUACACACACCAGUUAUGGUAGCCUACCACGACAGUAACCCACAGUUAUACCUGGCCCCAAAUGUGCGUAUGUGUACCCUGACCAAAGACAGUCAUUAUCUCUGCCCCAUCAAGCCCUUCUUCAGAGACAACACUGAAGGAACCUGCGGUUUACAACCCAUACAAAGAGAGACACUCUGCCUGGCUGAGGCCAAGCCUCACACACAAGUCACGGAAACUCAAGCAGAGAUUGUGGGAAAUCAGUGGCUUGUUAACACUUCCAUCCAUAAUGCCACAUUGACCUAUGACCAGCAGGACACUGCCACCUGUGUCAGCCUGCCCAACCAGAGUAUGUGGAUUCAAGUGCCCAAAGGUGCCGUCCUCCACCUCGGGGAUCUGGCACUGUACCACCUUUCAAGUGAAGAGUACCAGUCCGAGGUAAAAAUUUCAGCUUUCUUCAAGGGCCGCUAUCUCACUCUGGAACCUGAAUUGGAACUGAACACUGAGAAAGGGGGUCCCAGAUGAUUGACAUCACCCCAAUCGACACAGCCCUCCUAGCACUGUCUCGGCUGCCUGUCCAGACCACCUUUCCCAUCGCCCGAUCCUGGACCUCCGCCGACACGGCACUUUGCUUCGCCACAGCAAUCAGGUACACCCUAACUCUCGGUUUUGCCUUUGUCCUGUUUAACAGAGUCAACGGGAUGCAAAGGUCCAUGAACAGGUGCACAGCUGCCCUUCCUUGAACCUUCAAACGGAGCCACUGGAAAAGCGGGACCCAGGCUGAGACAAUGCUGAACCUGACAAUGCUGAUCCACCUGCCAUCCGAUCAUCAUGAUCCACCUGCUGUCCGACCA